AUGAUUUCUACCUCCAUGACCAAGCUGCAAGUGAAAAUGUCGGAGGAUAAGGGUUCCUCUCUGACCUCUGACCUUUGUGUUGUUUCCUCUACUGCAGGAGAGACGAUCAGGGCUGAACCUGGAGAAGAUGCCAUCCUGCCAUGUACAGUUCCUGAGAAAAAACCUGUGAAAAUCGUAGACUGGAGCAGAACUGAUCUUGGGGAAUAUGAUCAUGUUGCUCUGUAUCGAAAUAAUGGGUUUGAUGAUGAGUGUCAGCAUCCAGCUUAUAAGAACCGAGUGGCUCUACUGGACAGAGAGAUGAAGGAUGGAGACGUGUCUUUGGUUCUGAAGAACGUGACGACUAAUGAUAAUGGAACAUAUGAAUGUAGAGUUGAUGGGAUUAAAUAUAAUCGCAGGAAGAGAUCUCACCUGAAGAAUGAACCCAUCAGUAUCGUCACCCUGGAUGUUUCUGCUCCAGGAAACAAAGAUGAACAAAAGAAGGAUGGAGGGAAUGAGGAAGGACAAAAGAAAGAUGGAGUGAACAUCACUGCACUGAUAGUUGGUGUCUCAGUUGGAGUUCCUGCUGUUCUGGUUCUAUCUGCUGUUUCAGGUUUUCUGCUCUAUAACAAACAGAGACGUUCAUCACAGCAACAGAACCAGCCUCCUGCAGCAGAAGCAGAACUUCAAGCAAUGAAUGUUGAAAUCAAUCAAGAAACUGGACUGUGA
Molecule: messenger RNA, 705 nt
Organism: Poecilia reticulata (guppy)
Lineage: Eukaryota; Metazoa; Chordata; Actinopteri; Cyprinodontiformes; Poeciliidae
Source: RefSeq, a predicted model, not a curated record